UUUUAUUGUUCUGCUUAUACAGACAGAUGGCUUUUAAUUCUUGACUGACACUGGUGCCUAUUGGACUUCUGUUUUCCAUCUCUAUCAAGUAAUCACCAGUGUAAUGUGGGGAAAAGAGGAGGAAAAUAGAAGCAAGACCACUUAACUUGUUCAAAAUAGGCUGAUGGGGAUGAGGGCAGGAGACAGAAGUCACCUGCAUUCUCCUGUGCACUACUGAGACGAAAUGACAUUCAUGUUUGCUGUGAAUGGAAGUCAUGGCAGCACCUAACAUGGGAGGGAGAGGCAUGAGUGGACAAUGUGGCGUGACUCAUUCAGAUUGCAGAUCUUCUGCCUGCUUAUGGCAGUACUGGCUAUUGUGGUGCUGGUCCACAAUUUUUUUCAGUUAGAGCACCUGGAUGAUGACACAGUUUCAGGAUCAAAUUGGAUAACAGAAAACAAUGUUGAGCGUUCUCUAUCACAGACAACUAAAACUGCCAGGAAACCUUAUUGUGGUUAUAAGCAGCAGACUUUGUCCAAAAGAGAACAAGUAGAACAGGAAUCAUUGCUUGCUGCAAUACAGUGGCCAAAGUUGCCUAACAGCAAAAUUGCCUUUGUACAAAGCACUGAUCCCGCACAUAGUGACUUUGUGAUUGUGAAGCCCAGCAGGUUCUUCAAGGUGGGUGAUCAGUUAGAGGUGCUUGUUCAUAUGAAGGAUUUCCAAGGAAAACCUAAGCAAUAUGGUGGCGACUAUCUACAGGCACGAAUUCACUCUCCUCUGCUGAAAGCUGGAGCAACAGGAAAGAUUGUAGAUUGCCACAAUGGCCUUUACAAAGUCUUCUUUACCUUGCUUUGGCCAGGGGAGGUCAAAGUUUCUGUAUCACUUGUCCAUCCGAGUGAAGCAAUCCAAGUCCUCCUGCGUUUACGAGAAGAAAGGCCUGACAGAGUCUAUUUCAAAAGCUCAUUCAAGUCUGGGAGGUAUUCAGAAACUACUGAGUGUAAUAUUUGCCUGCCUGGAGGUCUCCCAGUCUGUAACUUCACAGAUCUCUACACGGGUGAGCCAUGGUUCUGUUACAAGCCUCGAAAACUCCCCUGUGCCAGCCGAAUCAGCCAUGCCAAGGGUGGAUAUCAAAAAGGUCUUCUGACACGAGAAGAAAGCCUCUUUUUCCAAAGUGAUGUGAAUAUCAAAAGGCCAAUACUCUCCAGUGGACCUGAUUCAGUGAUAGUAAAGCCCAAGGCAUUUACAGAUUCAAGCAGUGUAGACAGAGCUGAAGAUUCUAUGGCUUCACCUGCUGGUUAUUAUUAUGAAGAUCAGUGGAGGUCCAGAACACAUUGGAUCCAUCAUUUUAACAAGUCAGAUGAUAUAACCAAGUGCUUACAAGGAAAAGUAAUCCACCUGUUUGGAGACUCUACAAUAAGGCAGUGGUUUGAAUAUCUGACAGCAUUUGUUCCAGAUCUAGUGGAAUUUAACCUGGGGAGUCCUAAGAACGUGGGGCCUUUCAUGUCUGUGGAUCUGAAGCACAAUAUCCUAGUGAAGUUCCGCUGUCAUGGGCCACCCAUUCGCUUCUCCACAGUCUUUAGCAGUGAGCUGCGCUACAUUGCCAAUGAACUGAAUGGCAUAGUGGGUGGGAGAAACACAGUGAUAGCCAUAACUAUAUGGUCCCACUUCAGCACUUUCCCUGUGGAAGUGUAUAUUCAGCGGCUGAGGAACAUUCGGAGAUCAAUUAUUCAAUUGCUGGAUCGCAGCCCCAAGACUUCAAUCAUCAUCAGAACUGCCAAUGUUCAGGAGCUUGGGCCAGAAGUGAGCCUCUUUAACAGUGAUUGGUAUUCCUUUCAGCUUGAUUCUGUAAUGAGAAAAAUGUUCUCAGGAAUUGCUGUGCACUUUGUGGAUGCUUGGGAGAUGUCUCUGGCUCACUACCUGCCACAUAACUUGCACCCAAAAGAAAUAAUUGUUAAGAAUCAAAUAAAUGCAUUUUUAUCUUACGUGUGCCCUUUGCAAACUUAGCACAAGUAGGUACCCUUAUGUCAUCUUUUGCUAUAGCUGAAGUAAAGUUGCUCUUUGUUGGAGCAAUUGAGGUAGGCUGGGUGGUACAGAAGAACUCUGGUUAUUGUACUUGCAUGCAGUAUAAGUGGGUGGCCUUAUCUCUGGGUAGCUGUGAAGUGUGGUAAAGAGGAGUUGAUUGUUCAGGCCAUAUCUUCCUGCAAGGCUGAUUCCUGUCAACCUUACCAUUCAUAUCUGAGAUUAGAGAGCACUUUAAAUUAAAUCAACAGGAUUCGAUAAGAAAUUACGUGGAUUAUUAGCUUUACUAGUUGUCUGUACUGUAUGCUUAGCUUAAUCCAUAUGACACUGAUUUUGUUGUCAGAGUCUUGCUGCUCAGAAUUGUGUGUCAAGUCUGCGAAAGAUUUUGGGAGCAGUCUUUCAGUGUUCUAGUGUUUGAGGGACAUCUCUCUCCAGAUGUAUGUCAGAGAAGCACAGUGUCUGUUCUUGUUUCAAAGUCCUAAUUAGAAAUGUGAAGGGAGUGUACCAAAAUCGCUAAUGUCAAUCAAGGAAGCAAAUCAAAGUAACUAUAAUAUUAAGUCAUCACAAAUUUGCUGAAAUAGAGUACACAAGUUAGGCAACUUUGGUGUUCACAGAUGGCUGCUAAAUAAUGCAAAUAGCCAGUAUUUUAGCUUGAUAUCCUGUACUACUGAAUUUCUUCUGAGCUUUGGUACACUGUCUACUUCUUGAUUUGUCUGUAAUGGAGAAAUGUGUGUAUUAUGACCUCAGUGAAGACACUGUCUCAGGCAGUUUCUGCAAGUUCAAGUUGCAGGCUCACUUACUUGAAGCUUGAAGCAUUUACUAAUAAAAGUGUUUCCCUUCCCUGUAAGAUAAAGCUCUUCACUUAUGUUCCUGUGAAGCUGGGCUUCUGAUAAUUACUCUUCUGCAUCAUUCAUAUGUUGUGUCUGUGCGGAGAAGCUAAGUGAUGUGAAUGCACUUGGUGAUUUGGCACUGGGUAACGGUAACUGGCACACACUAGUGCCAAGGCCAUGCUAUGGUGCCCCUUCUGAUUUCUUCAUGAGCUUCACUGCUGCCAAUAUAAAAGGUCAAAAAAAUUGCACCCAAAAGCCUAGCACACAGAGAGUUGCCCUUGGUGAAUAUCGGUGGUUUUGCUGGUGUGAAAGCUGGUGGCUCUUGUGCCUCUUGGUGUGGUUGUUUCUGCUGCUCACUUGAUUGAGCCUGUCUAUAGCUUUAGCUAGUAGCACUUUGAAAAUUCAGCCCCGAAGUUAAGCAGCAGUAUUCCAUGAUGUCUUAUUUCUGGACCUCCUCAGGCCAAAGUUUGUCUUUACCAUCUGCUUUGCUGAGAAAUGUGUCAGAACAGUAGAGGAGUGCUUCUGAAGAAGCUCAUCACUCUUAAGGAGAAUGGGAAAGCUGAGUCUUUGUGAGCAAACUAAGAAGAAUAAUGAGGCCAAUUGGUAGUGGCCCAGAGUGGCAUAAUUGAAAUGUCUUCAUAUUAGAAACAUUUUACUCUUUGCCAAGUUUGCUGCUAUGUUAGGAAGGUUGUGCUCUUAUUGCUGGAGCCCCAAGAGAGCUGCUACUACUAACCACAGGAACAGUGGUUUUAUUCUGUUUAUUUUAAAGGACAGCCAAGAACUGUUUUGAAAACAAAUGUAAAUGCUUUUAGGAUGUAAGAGACUGUCAAUAAUAUCCAUCUAGAAACUUACAAAUUUUAGAAUGUUUUAAAAUGACUGGAGGAGUUGCAUACACUGAAAUAGCAUUUUUACCUAGCUUUUCACAUCAGAAUUAAGGAGGUCCAAUUUGCCAGUUCCUACUGACAGUUGAUUCACAUAGAUUUGUUCAUACAUUAGCUUUAGGUAACUAUUUCUUUCUUUAAUAUGCUAAUGGAAAUUUAUUCUCUGCUAAAAAGAGACCACAGUAAUUCAGGUCUGGGAAGGUAAACCACCACAAUGCAAAAUGACUUUUCAUCUUUUCCAGCUGUGUUUUUUUAAAUAGAUAGAAUAUAAGAGUUUCAUCCUGGAUAACAAAUCUAUCAAAUAAUGUUAAUAAAAAUAAGACUUCAAACUUUUACUUCGAAAGAAACUACUUCAUUUGUGGACUAACCAUCUGGUUUUCCUCAUAAAGCCAUUAUCAUGUGUGAAAGUGUUGUGGCAGAGUGUUUCAUCUCCAAAUGUUGUAGUGCUCAGCAUUGCUCUGUAACAGCAGCUUUGUAUUGGUGUUAGCUUCCAAGAACAGAGAAGAAUAUUUUUUUGACUGUUUUUAUAAUUGAGGGAAGGAGAACAGGGUUGGCAUUAGCAAAGAUGUCUAAUUGCCUUCUGGUAGAACCUCUCCCUUUUAGAUUAAUUAGAUUAAUUAUUUAAUAACAGAUGAACUAACUUUUAGGAAAUGCACUUGAGAGAAAUUGCCAGUUGAUUUGGAAUGAGGACCAAUAAUUCAUUUCUUUGGGCUUUGGAAUAGACAGGGGGGAGAAAGGGAGAAACUGAGACUUUACUCUUGUUUUAAGAUGAAGGCUGGGGACACUAUGCUUUUAUAUGUCAUUCAGUUGAACUAUAAAGGAUUUUUCAUUUCUAUUCUCAUCUUAUUACCAGUUAUAUAUGUACCAUAUAUAUGGAAACAUAGAAGCAAUAAAAUAUUUUUAAAUUGGUUUCUUUAAGCCUCUAAGUUUCUAAACGGAUUUUAAUAGGAAUUUAAGGGGUUGUUUAUUUUUCAGGUUACUUAAUAUGAAACAGGACUGGAAAGGAACUUCUCAAUCGUCAGCUGAAUAUCUUUUUGCAUGUAAAAAUUUAUUUAAUGAGUUUUUGAAAGCCCCAUCUUCCUUUCCAUUUUCUUCAUUUGAAGGGAAGAAAUUGUAUUAUUUUUUAAUAUCUUCAUUCUUGUCCUGAGCCUUUUGAUUAUUAACCUUUCAAUACAGAGAUUUUUAUUCUUUUUAAAUUUCUUUAUUCAAAUAAAUAAAUCCCAAUGAAGAAGUAUUCUUGUGGUGUUUAUCAGAAGAUUUCAGAGCAGUCCAUUUAUAAGAUACAAACCCUCCAUUUUAUGGAUUGGGCUGAUUCAUGGUGAUUUUCUGCACCUGUUAUUUUGAGAAUCUUGUUUUUCAUAUCUACCAUAUUAAGCUGAUUUUUUGUUCUAGAGAUUUAGUAAAAGCAUUAGUUGAAUUGUUGGUGAAAAGAAAGGAUAAAAAGUAAAAGUUUCCCUUUUUUAAGGUUUUCAAUUGCUGGUAAUUCCAUCUGCUAUGCAGCACUAUAGCUUUACAAGAUUCAAUUUAUCUUUUUUCAUUGUUUUACUUGUUAGAGGUAAGCUUUUAAUAAUGGGAUCUUUGCUUACUAGAAGGGUUUGUAGGGCUUUUUAUGUACUACAGGCAACAAUUCCAUGUAUACAUGACAAAACCCAAUGAUUUGAAGUUAAUUCCUGAGAACGGUGAGAGUACUGUGGUUCUGCUUUGGCUUUGUUGCAAAAGUGUGGGUUAAAAUGUUGUUCCACUCAUGACAGUUUAAAUAAUAGCAAAAACUUAAAUCAUCACAAAUGUGUAUUUAUUGUUUAAAGCACUUAGUUGUUAAGUCCAGAUCACUUCAUGCUUAGUCUAUACUCAUAUAUUUAGAAUGUCUGCAAGGCUCUUGUUAUCUCUUGGUAGCAGAGAAGAACUCUGUGUGUUAGAGAACUUGUUUUCAAAAGGAUUUUUUUUUUCCAUGUAUAUUAUUGAAAUACUUACAAUACAAAGAAGGCUCUAACGUCUUUUUAUUUCCUAAUUUAAAUCAUUUAAAAAGCCAAAAAGCUCAAAAAUAAAAAGUUCCUAAUAAAGAGGGCAAGCUUACUUGAACUCUUUCAUCUGA
Messenger RNA from Pezoporus occidentalis (night parrot), 5799 nucleotides. RefSeq names its product neurexophilin and PC-esterase domain family member 3 (gene NXPE3). Bases 296 to 1981 code for a protein of 561 amino acids. The record is from RefSeq and is a predicted model, not a curated record. The transcript is spliced from 6 exons. NCBI's taxonomy places the organism in Eukaryota, Metazoa, Chordata, Aves, Psittaciformes, Psittacidae.